CUUUUAGUUAGUUCAUUCCUUUCACCCAGGGAAUUGCCUCAAUUCCCCCUGUCCUUAGCCAUCAAGUUGUAUAUCCUUUCCUCAACUCAGAAGGAACAGUUUCUGAGAACUACAUCCUUUCCUCAACAGGAUGUUUUACCUAAUGUGGCAGUUCAAACAGUGGAUAAGCUCGAACUUCCUGCCCCUGCAAGUUCUGGUGAUUUCUUUCGUAUGAUCACCUUGGGUGACUCGAGUGGAAAAGAUGCAGGAGUAACUUGAAUACUCAAGUAACCAUUUCGCUUCUAGGGCUUGAGGGACAAAAUAUAGGCUAUCCUGAUAUACUGAUGUGAUCGAGAUCUUUUUCCUGCCUUACUUUUUCUAUGUUUUUCUUCUUCUGGCAUUGGACAGGUGCUGGCUAUAGGAGGAGUUAUGAAAAGUUGUGGCAAGCAAUCUGCAGUGCAGAGUUGCAAAAAGAGGAAAUUGAGUUCUCUGGCAUCUGUUGGGAAAGAGAAAGUUACUGUUGCAAAGGACAAUACUAAACGCGGAGAUGCUGGUCUGGUUAGUGCAAAUUUUUUAAUCGAUGCAUUGAAGAAAAGAGCUGAACAGAUAGGCAUCUCUUUUAAAGAGAUCCGUGACCUUCACACAGAGAGCAAGCUCCUAUGUUGCCACUUUAAUUCACAAGGAGAGUUGUUGGCUACUGCUGGACACGACAGGAAGCACGUUACAGACGUCCAUUUUAGACCAAAUUCAAUGGUGUUUGCAACAUCUUCCUUUGACAGAACUGUGAAGAUAUGGAAUGCAGCCAAGCCAAGGAACCCUUUCCUAAACCUUGUCGGGCAUGAUGAGCAUAUUAUGUCGAUUGAUUUUUAUCCAUCAACGGCGGGUCUCCUCAGUUCUUGUGCUAGCAAUGGUGAUAUUAGACUGUGGGAUGUCAGUAGAGGUGAUUACGAACUCAUUCUAAGUACGAGUGUGGAGGAAGAUCAAGGUCUCCAAAUCCAUUCUCGAUCAAAGGCUGCCAAGAGAAAGUUUUUAAGACUUGAACUGGUCAUUCUUGAUUACAUGGCUAAGAGAGGUCUCAAUCAGAUGGGUGAGGUAUUUGGCAGAGAAAUUAUUACUAAUCCAGAUCCUGUUGCUAUUAAUGCUCCGGAACGAUUUCUCUUAGAGUUGUGGAAUAUAUUUUAUGAAAUACUCAGCUCUAGCUUCCUUGAGGUUGCUCUACUCGCUGCCAAAUCCUUCGAUAAGGUUGCGCAAACAGUGGAAAACAUUGUGCCUAAUAUCAAUCCUGAAAAUUCAACUUAUGCUCCUAAUCAUACGGGAGCAAAAAUCUCUAAUGUGAUGCCUGUGAUGCCGUCACCUCAUUUGAUGGCAUCUUCUCAUGUGAUGGAAUCCAUCGGUCCUGAUCUUAUGGGUGAAAUGUGUGGCAUGCUUCCAUUUGCAAGAAAUUCUGAAAAAGUCCCCUGUGAAACUACCUCGUCCAAAACGCUAUGGAUAACAACACUCAGCAGUCCGGUGGUACCUACGACAACCCUACCACCACCUCCUUGAGAAACAGGAGCAGCAGCUAGAGAUGUUCUGGAACUACCAGCGCCAAGAAAUUGAGAAUGUGAAGGAUUUUAAGAACCAUCAACUUCCCCUUGCCGGCAUCAAGAAGAUCAUGAAAUCUGACGGGGAUGUCCACAUGAUUUCCGCUGA
This is a messenger RNA of Lycium ferocissimum, 1671 nucleotides long. Its product is annotated as transcriptional corepressor LEUNIG_HOMOLOG-like. Gene Ontology annotation, molecular function: transcription corepressor activity; protein binding. The record is from RefSeq and is a predicted model, not a curated record. Lineage: Eukaryota; Viridiplantae; Streptophyta; Magnoliopsida; Solanales; Solanaceae. Bases 409 to 1524 code for a protein of 371 amino acids. The transcript is spliced from 10 exons.